AAAAACAAUUUUAAUUAAAAAUAAUACUGUGUCAACAUCUUCAACAAGAAAAAAAAAAUAUCUUCUUCUUUCUUCCUCAAAAACCUUUUAUAAAAAUACGCAAUCAAUAUUUCUCUCUCCUCCCAUUUUAAUGGCGGACAAUAACCAACAACAACAACCACCAGUAGUCCUAAUCACUGGUUGCUCAGAUGGCGGCAUCGGAAACGCUUUGGCACGUGCUUUUGCGGCGGAAAACUGCCACGUGGUGGCCACCAGCAGAUCUCUGACAACCAUGUCAUUAUUGGAACAAGAUCCUCGUUUUACAGUCAAAGAACUGGAUGUGUUGUCGGAGGAUAGCAUAAAUCACGUGAUUUCCAGUGUUUUGGAUAAGUUUGGAAGGAUUGAUAUUCUUGUUAAUAAUGCUGGUGUUCAAUGUGUUGGUCCUCUUGCUGAGAUCCCUAUUUCUGCAAUGCAACGAACAUUUGAUACCAAUGUUUUUGGUACGAUGAGAUUGAUACAGGGGGUGGUACCAAACAUGGCGUUGAGAAAAAAGGGAAAGAUAGUGAAUGUUGGGAGUGUUACUGUACUGUCACCUUUACCAUGGGGAGGUGUUUAUACAGCGUCAAAAGCUGCUAUACAUGCUCUUUCAGAUUCUCUAAGGUUUGAACUUGGGCUUUUAGGUAUUGAUGUUAUCAAUGUUGUACCUGGUGCUAUCAAAUCAAAUAUAGGGAAGGCCGCCAUUGCUACCUAUAGCCAAUUUCCAGAGUGGAAGCUAUACAAGCAAUAUGAUGCAGCUAUACGCGAAAGAGCUACCAUUUCCCAGGGCCCUAAGUCAACACCGGCGGAAGAGUUUGCAAAGAAAACUGUCACUCAGAUAAUGAAGAAAAAAACGCCUGCUUGGUUCUCCUAUGGCCAUCAGUCCACUGUGAUGAAAAUUAUGUACUAUAUGCCAAUUUUUGUCCGGGAUUUCAUUAUGCGGCUUGUAAUGAAAUGUUGAUUUGUUUUUAUAAGAAUUUUGUAUUACUUCUUACUCCAUGUAACAGUUGAUUGAAGCCUCCAUUAAUCAUAUCUAUGGAAGUCUGGCCUGGUAUUCUGCUCA
This is a messenger RNA of Chenopodium quinoa (quinoa), 1078 nucleotides long. RefSeq names its product NADPH-dependent 1-acyldihydroxyacetone phosphate reductase-like. The transcript is spliced from 3 exons. Bases 131 to 976 code for a protein of 281 amino acids. Gene Ontology annotation, cellular component: endoplasmic reticulum. The record is from RefSeq and is a predicted model, not a curated record. Lineage: Eukaryota; Viridiplantae; Streptophyta; Magnoliopsida; Caryophyllales; Amaranthaceae. Gene Ontology annotation, molecular function: oxidoreductase activity.